AUAAAUAAUUAAGCUCUAAUUGCAGUAGGAAAUUAAAUACACACGCUCUAGCUAAUUUUCGCAUAGACUAACAUUUAUUGAUUAAUUGAUAGGAUUGUAACCCACGCCGUUGCAUCCUGUUCUUUGCUUAAAUUGGUAUUAAAUUCGGCAUGCAUGGAUUAUAAGGCAUUAACUGUUGCUGUUAUUAUUAGGAAACACGCUAUUGCUGUAGCAGCCUUGAAUAAAAACGAAUCCAUGAAUGAAUGAAUGAAUGGGGUGCAGUGUGUGAAUGGGAGCAGUAGGUCUUAAUCCUAAUAGAAGUUGCAGACAGGUCGCGGCCUAAUCACUUUCUCUUUUCACUGUAAUCUGACAGAGAUCCUUUCCUCCAGAUCCUUGCCCUGAUUCUUGACAUUGGCCACUGCGCUGACUAACACCCAGCAGGAACAUCUGCACCAAGUCAUUUCCCAUCUCUAGAAAACAAAAACGCGUUUUUAUUCUCCGCUCGCCUCAGCGGACGACAAGUUUGGCCUCGGUGAGCCGCCGUAGAAAUGGGAGACAGUAUGUCGAAGAGAUUAAAGCUGGUGACGGCGUCUGAGUCGGAGAUGGAGGAGCGUUCAUUUCCUAAUCCCUUUCCCGACUGGGACCAAGGAGUUCUCACAUCUUCAUCCUCAGCAGCUAACAGCAGCACCGGAGACCUUUUUGAUGCAGAUGGAAAAAUCACAGAGGCCUUCCAGAAGAAAGUACAGAAUAAGAUCAAAGAUCUUCUCCAGCAGAUGGAAGAGGGACUAAAGACUUCAGACCCACAUGACUUCUCCACCUACACCGGCUGGACAGGAAUUGCCCUGCUGUACCUGCAGCUGCAUCGUGUGAGUGCUGAUUCCUCUCACUUGCAGCGCUCUCUGGAUUAUGUUAAACGUACGCUGCGCAACCUGAAUGGCCGGAAAGUCACUUUUCUGUGCGGUGACGCUGGACCACUGGCUGUUGCUGCCGUCGUCCACCAUCGACUAAAGAACCAGGCUGACUCAAAAGAGUUCCUCACCAAGCUGCUUCAACUCCAGCGAUCCGUCAUCAGUCCAGACUCGGAGAUUCCAGAUGAGCUGCUGUAUGGCCGUGCUGGAUACCUUUAUGCCCUGCUCUAUGUUAACAAGGAGAUCGGCCCAGAAACGGUGGAUGAGAAGAUCAUUGCUAAUGUGGUGACCGCCAUCUUGGAGUCAGGGAAGAACCUGUCCAGAGAAGAGAAGAAGACCGAACGAUGUCCGCUGCUCUAUGAGUGGCAUAAGAAGCAGUAUGUUGGAGCAGCACAUGGACUGGCAGGCAUCUACUACAUGCUGAUGCAGCCCACGGCUAAGGUUAAUUCUGAAAUUCUGACUGAGUUGGUCCGGCCAAGUAUAGAUUAUGUACGGCACAAAAAGUUCCGCUCGGGCAACUACCCAUCAUCCCUCAGCAAUGAGACCGACAGACUGGUGCACUGGUGCCACGGAGCGCCUGGCGUGAUUCACAUGCUCAUCAUGGCACGUAAGGUGUUUAAGGAUGAGAAGUAUCUGAAGGAUGCGGCAGAGUGCGGUGAGGUGAUUUGGCAGAGAGGUUUACUGCGCAAAGGCUAUGGCAUCUGUCACGGCACCGCCGGCAACGGUUACGCUUUCCUUUCCCUGUACAAGCUCACACAGGAGCAGAAGUAUCUGUACCGUGCCUGCAAGUUUGCAGAGUGGUGUCUAGACUACGGAACGCAUGGCUGCCGUAUUCCAGACCGACCGUAUUCUCUCUUUGAAGGAAUGGCCGGCGCGAUCCACUUCCUCUCAGACCUCGCCCAGCCAGAGGGUUCUUGCUUCCCUGCCUUUGAACUUUGACCUGGGCUUCUGGGCGCACUGACUUUUACUUUGAACAGUUCUGAGACUGUGAAAGCUUUUCUGGCUCUUCCAGCACUGAACAGCAUCACUGAACUUGUGCAGACGCAAAACAAACAAACAAACAAAAAAAAAAAACACCUCCUGCCUAUAACUUUAAGCCACAUUGAGUUCUCACUGUCGUUUCCAAGUCUUUGCCCCUUCUGUGGUAUAAUUUUAAAUAUAAUUUUUACUGUAAAAAUGAUCUGUGUUGCCAUCCACGGCACUGUUUAAUGUUUUCACUUCCAAAGCUUAGCAUUCAGUUGAAAUGGGGUCUUUAUGCUGCAUGCUUGUGUUCUGAUUGUAUUGCACUGCCUCAGUUGACCUGGUCUUCGUCUCGUGUAUUUCAGUCCUGUCUUUGUUGUCUAUGCAUGGGGAUGGCUGAAAUGAGCUUGUGUACGCUUUAGCAAAAAUUAUUGACGUCUGUAAUAUCAGUUAAGCGUCCACAAUGGCUUGGGUGUCACUCUGUGUCUGUAUGAUGAAACUGUGUUUUUGAGGUUGAUAACUUGGUGAAAGAUUGUGAGAAAAUGAAGCAAACCUUUCCAUUAAAUAUCAUUUCAUUAGGCAAUGAUGUUAUGAAUGUUACAAUAAAUUGGGCUCCUUUAACUGAACCACAUGUGACUGCAUUUAAAAUCUAUUAUAUUGAGAACAAAUCACAAGGGCUUGGCAUGAUGCCAUUACCACCCCGUUGAUUAUUUUCCUAUAACAGGAAGUCUUGAAGUAGUUCAUUCCUAUUCCACAGCAAUUUGCCACCAAUUGUUAUUUUUGGAUAAAAAAAAGUGAUACUUUUUGUCUGUUUAUAAUUACAUGUAAUCUUGUGAAACAUCCCCAAACAGUUCUUGUUGUCAUGUUACAGAGAACAUGUAAAGCCCUGAACACUUAGUUACAGCUUCACCUCUAACUGUUACAAAGCCUCGACACUGGAGACUC
Messenger RNA from Ictalurus furcatus (blue catfish), 2792 nucleotides. RefSeq names its product LanC lantibiotic synthetase component C-like 2 (bacterial) (gene lancl2). Bases 528 to 1826 code for a protein of 432 amino acids. NCBI's taxonomy places the organism in Eukaryota, Metazoa, Chordata, Actinopteri, Siluriformes, Ictaluridae. Gene Ontology annotation, biological process: carbohydrate metabolic process; peptide modification. The transcript is spliced from 9 exons. The record is from RefSeq and is a predicted model, not a curated record. Gene Ontology annotation, cellular component: plasma membrane.